Molecule: messenger RNA, 978 nt
Organism: Trichoderma reesei QM6a
Lineage: Eukaryota; Fungi; Ascomycota; Sordariomycetes; Hypocreales; Hypocreaceae
Product: glycoside hydrolase family 61
Exons: 2
Source: RefSeq, a predicted model, not a curated record
AGUGCCCACACAACUUUCACCACGCUCUUCAUCGACAAGAAGAACCAAGGGGAUGGGACGUGCGUCCGGAUGCCGUACGAUGACAAGACGGCAACCAACCCGGUCAAACCCAUCACAUCUUCAGACAUGGCUUGUGGUCGCAACGGUGGCGAUCCGGUGCCAUUCAUUUGUUCGGCAAAGAAAGGAUCUUUGCUCACCUUUGAAUUUCGCCUCUGGCCCGAUGCUCAGCAGCCCGGUAGCAUUGAUCCUGGCCACCUGGGUCCCUGCGCCGUGUACCUGAAGAAGGUUGACAACAUGUUCUCGGACAGCGCCGCCGGUGGCGGCUGGUUCAAGAUCUGGGAGGACGGCUACGACUCCAAGACGCAGAAAUGGUGCGUCGACCGCCUUGUCAAGAACAAUGGCCUGCUCUCCGUGAGGCUUCCCAGGGGACUGCCUGCGGGAUACUACAUCGUGAGGCCCGAGAUCCUCGCGCUGCACUGGGCUGCCCAUCGCGACGACCCGCAGUUCUACCUCGGUUGCGCCCAAAUCUUCGUCGACAGCGACGUACGUGGUCCGCUGGAGAUUCCUCGGAGACAGCAAGCGACUAUCCCUGGGUAUGUCAACGCCAAGACCCCAGGCCUCACGUUCGACAUCUACCAGGACAAGCUGCCUCCGUAUCCCAUGCCCGGCCCCAAGGUGUAUAUCCCCCCCGCGAAGGGGAACAAGCCCAAUCAGGACCUGAACGCGGGCCGGCUCGUCCAGACUGACGGCCUCAUCCCCAAGGACUGCUUGAUCAAGAAGGCAAACUGGUGCGGCAGGCCCGUCGAGCCGUACUCGAGCGCACGCAUGUGCUGGAGGGCCGUCAACGACUGCUACGCGCAGAGCAAGAAGUGCAGGGAGAGCUCUCCGCCCAUAGGGCUGACCAACUGCGACCGCUGGAGCGACCACUGCGGCAAGAUGGACGCGCUUUGCGAGCAGGAAAAGUACAAGGGGCCGCCC